CCAAUAUCCCAGUGUAGGAGAACCAGCAGAGGCAAGAGAACUAAUGGGAACCAUGGGAAUACCACUACCCAACUGCGUUUGGGAACCGUUAUGUUGAACGUAUUCUACUUGUCCGACUGAGGGACUGGAUUCUGGGUAGCUAAAAGACAAAUGGUAAAAAAACUAGUAAAGUAGGACUUUCCUGUGAAAGCACAGCGCACAGCGACUCCUGAUCGUCACCCCUUCAGCCGACCUCUUCCCGAGUCGGAUGGCUCUGAAUGACAAGAUGCAGUAAUGGCAGUCCAUGCGCAAUUUAGCACCGUAGCCAUGAAGCAGCUCAAAGGGUAGGGUCUGCCGUGAGCGUGCCUCACCCUACCCAACCACCCGUUCAUCCACCACCCCAUCAGCUCCACCUGAGAGCAGAGUCCCACGCUGAAGCAUAAUCCUGCAGCCCCACCCAUCUCCUCAACCCUCCCACCACCACCACCUCCACCACGGCUUUGGAAGACGAACAUGACGUGCAUUGCGAAGACACUGGUUGAUGUCUGAUAUAUAUACCUCUGAGGUGUCGAGCGUAAAACCAGUGGAGCAAUGAAUGGAGGAAAGGACUGUGAGGCGGGAGAUGAGAGGCAGGCCGUCCCUGUCCAGGUCCCCAUUGGCUGGCAGCGUAAGGCGGAGCACAGCGGAGGGGUCAUAUACAUAAGUCCCAGUGGCUCAGUGCUGUCCAGCUUGGAGCAGGUGAAGACCUACCUGCUGACAGAUGGAACCUGCAAAUGCGGCCUAGAGUGCCCACUCAUCCUCCACAAGGUGUUCAACUUCGACCCAGGGGCAGCUGUCAAGCAGAGGACAGCGGAGGAUGUGAAAGCAGAUGAAGACGUCACCAAACUCUGCAUUCACAAGAGGAAACUUCUGGCUGUGGCCACGCUGCACAAGAGCAUGGAGACGCACCCACCUCUGACGCUGACCAGCCCAGGGGGAGGUACGUCAUCUGUGGUUGCCGUGCAUUCCACGAAUCAACGAGCAAUAAGGACUAAACCCCACGAUGGCCUGCCCAAUGCUGUUGGGCCCGACUGCAAGAGUCCUUUCAAGAUGAUGAUGGCAGCUGGACAACAGCAGCAGAGGCUGUAUCCGCCCCAGGAGAUGGGUGGAGCCCACCAGCCCGAUCUCUACUCUGGGUACCCCAGGGCACAGAGGCUGGGCAGUGGGGAGCCAGGCCCGAAAUCUCCUUACCGAGCUGGGUAUGGAGGCAUGCUGAGCCCACCUCCCUCCAGUGCUAAGCUGUAUGGAGAUGGCUCACAGUCUCCCAGUGCAGACACUCUGGCCAGCCCUGAGGGCUUUCCAAGGACCAAUCCUUGUGGUUUUCCAGGAGCUGGCAGUCCCGGCUCAGCCUCCAUCCAUGGGAAUACUAGGACGCCUCUUUCCCCACCCAGUGUGAUGCUCCAUGGCUCCCCUGCGGGCCAGCCAUCCUGCGCCAUGACAGGGAGGACUAGCACGCCCCUCUCCCCGACGGCCACUGCCAAAAGCCCUGUCAUGAACAUGAACAUGCCACGGGGGAACUUCCCCCCUGGUAUGGAUAUGCCCCGUGCAGCAUUUCACCAUAAAACACAGCCCCCUGUUCAUCCUGUGCCACCCCCUCCAUCUAUACCACCAUCCUGUGCCCUUCAGAAAAGGCAGUUGACCUCCGAAAAAGACCCCUUAGGCAUCCUGGACCCCAUCCCCAGCAAACCAGUUAGCCAGCCACCCGCCAAUGCCCCAAACCCCUCCAACUUCCAGCCUAACAUCCACUCUCAGGUACCAAUGAUGAAUGUAAACAUACCCCCUCCCGCCAUUGUUCCCUUGCCAAGCAACUUACCUUUACCCACAGUGAAGCCUGGGCCUGUGGGGCAUGGGGGCCAUGUUCAGAGGACUCAACAGGGUGGUCCGGCUUCCUCCAUGUCCCCCUCCCCUGUCACUUCCCCUGUCCACAUGGCCGGGCCUGCCCUUGGGAGAAUAGAGGCCUCCCCUCACCGUUCACGCUCCUCCUCCACCUCCUCUGAUCAUGGGAACUUUGCAAUGCCCUCUGGGCACCAGGCCCCAUGCAGCACCAUGAAGGUCCCUCCUCGUUCCCCCAGGUCGGCUAUGGGAUCUCCCAGGCCAGCCAUGCCCUCCAGCCCCUCCACCAACAAAACAGACCCACUUCACCAGUACAAAGACUCCCAGCUCCUGCCUGGGAUGGGAAACUCCAUUGGCACCCAGCAGCACGGCAACCCCAUGUACUCACCCACCUCGUCCUCCUCAUCAUCCUCUUCUCUGGCAACCCCCAGCGCUUCCCAGAAGGGCCACCCAGGACUCCUGGGGAUGCCCCUCAACCAGAUCCUCAACCAACAGAAUGCCGCUUCCUUCCCCGCCAGCAGUCUCUUGUCAGCUGCAGCCAAAGCACAGCUAGCAAAUCAAAACAAACUCAGCGCUGCUGGCAAUAGCACUGCUGGCAUGGCUGGUGGUGGAGUUGGUAUGGCAGGCAUGGGGGCUGGUGGUGGAGGUAAUGGUGGGGGUGGUGGGCACCCUGGCUCCAUGAGUGGCCCUCGAGGCAUGGAGGGACACAGCACUUUAAACCCCAUGCUCCCGCCAAACUCCACCAUGCUGCUCAACACUCCUGAGGGUCAGAGCGGUCGGGCGGCUCUUAGAGACAAGCUCAUGGCCCAGCAGAGGGACCCCAUGCGCAAACGGAAGCAGUCGUCGGGCAGCGCUGCUGUAAACCACGACACAAGUAACAACAUGGUCUACAACAUGCUUAACAAAUCAGGCAUGGGAGGACCACACAUGCCAGGGCCUAGUGCCACUGAGCAGCUGCGAAAAGUGGGCCGACUUGGAAACCUUCCCCCAAACACCUCCAUGGCCCAGCUUCUCCAGUCCAUGAGCAGCCAGAGCUCCCACAACCUGGCUGGAAACAGCCAUCGUCCAGGUCUUAGCCCUGGCCCAGGGCAGGGUCCUCAAGGAGCUGCACAGCUGCACUACAACGACAGCACAGGCAUGGUCCCUGGUGGCCCUCAGCAGAACCUCCUUGCUCAGCAGAGACUGCGGGGUCCAGGAGAUGCCAUGCAGCACUGCCAGAACUUGGACAUCUCUGCGGGCCAUCUGGGCUCUCGUCCAGGCCAAUUCCCUGACAUGAUGGCCCAAAUGCAAGCCUCCUCCAUGAGUAACUGUGGGCCUAUGGGGCCAGGCAGUGGACCAGUGGGCCCUGAUGGCAUGCCGCUGGGACGCUCCAACACUAACCCCCCACCGCUAUCCCAUCCUGGCCCUCAUCCCUCACAGCAGAACCUUCUUCAUGGUAUGGGGCGGACUAACAUGGUGGUGAUGCCACAUGGAGGUGGUGAUGGAAGCUGUACACAGACCAUUUCAGAUACAGGAAACCCUUCGUCCCUCGGCUGUGGUGUGGGAGGCCUGCAGUCACAUGUCAGCACCAGUGGAGGUCAGAUGUACCAGCAGCAGGUCCACCAGGGCAUGCAGCAGGGGGUGGCCUCCCACCCAGGAUACCAGGGCCAGCAGCACUUUUCUGACAACCCACCCUACACAGACAGCAACAUUUCCAACGCUGGCUCCAUGGCCUGCCUCUACCAGAACUACCAGCAGGGGAUGUUGCCACACCAACAGUUCGGGGAGGGGCAGCAGCCCCAGGGAGAGGGGCUUCCAGCGGGUACACCUGGCUCUGACAGGGGCCCCGGUGGAGGCCCAGAGUCGGUGGACGCCAUCUACAGAGCUGUGGUAGACGCCGCCAGCAAGGGCAUGCAUGUUACCAUAACCACCACAGUGAGUGGGACCACACAGGCAAGUCCCGUGCCUGCUCUCAGCGCCAUGAGUGCCUUCACUGCCUCCAUAGGGGAGCCUGUCAACCUCCCCCAAGCAGUAAGUGCAGUCCUGCACGGGCACCAGGAAGGGGAGGUGUUACCCCAGCAAACCAGGCCAAGGCAGGUGAGGCCAGGGCGGGGUCAGAAGAACAUGGAUCCGGGGAAGAGAACUCCAGAUGGUCCUGAGGCCAAUGAAUACUUCCGUUCUCCUGGCCGUGGGACUCCCAGGGGGCAGUGGGACGGGGAGACGCAGCACGGGGGAAGCUUUGACUCUCACAGCAACAACAGCGCCUGGGGUGGCGAGGAGUUUCUGGAGUGUUCUACCCAGGUGAGGAGUAGUCCCUGCAUGGAACGACCCGCCAGCUUGGCACCCGCCCCACCCUGCCCCACUGAGGGGUCCAACGAUCACAGCCUGUCUAUGACCCACGAUAAAGCCUUUCUCGAUGAUGGCUAUCGCUUCAACAACUGCAGCCGGACACCUGCAAACUACAAGGAGCGUCUGGAGCAGACAGUGGAACGCUGCGCCCAUAUCAACGGCGCCACCCCCCACUUCAACACCCGGGGUUACGGAGAGGUUCUGGGCCCUCCACGGCAGGAGCUGACGGGGGACGACCAGUCGCCCAGCUCCUCCACUAGCCUGGAGGGACCCCUGGCCACAGCCAAAGACUACAGCCACUACAACGGCCACUUCAACGGUAUGGCGCCCAGCCCCUCGGACACAAAGAGCCUGAGCAGUGAGGAGGACCUGCGGCAGCCGGACUCUCCCUCCUCAGAGCUGCUUCACUACCGGUCCAGGACCUUCAACAUGGGGGAGCUGGUCUGGGGCCAGCUGAAGGGCUUCCCACCGUGGCCUGCCAAGCUGGCUGGGGACGAACAAGUGCACAGCGCUGCUAUGCAGCUGCGGGAGCAGGCCAAGGUGGAGCCGGAGAAGCUAAAAACACUAACUCACGAUUUGGAAGCACUGGACCGAGCCGCCAAAAGAGGCCUGAAACCAGGGAAACUGAAUAAUCACUUGGAAGCUGCUAUCCACGAGGCCAUGAGUGAGCUGGAUAAGAUGUCAGGCACGAUCCCAUCGAGGGAUCGUCAAGUGAAGCUCCCCAAGCCUAAGAGGAGGAAAAUAUCCAGAUAACAUUGAAUGUGUCGGCCCAAGAACGUCCUCAAAGCCUUGGGAGACUUUGUCCGUUCAGCCUUGAUGCGAUCUGAGCUCUCUAACAGGUGCUACACAUGGACUUUCAGUGGUACAUCGUUGUUCCAUGAUAUCAACUUGACCUAAUGACUGACCACAGAAGGUGCUGGAAAUUCCAAUCACCAAUACAGUUUUAACUGUAGGAAACAAAACAAGAAAAAAAUAGAGAAAAACAUCAAAAUGGUUGCAAUUUGUCUACAGCUCACUGAAUUAACUAUUUUUUUCUAGUAUAAGAUAGUAAAAUAAAAAAAAAAACGCUACAAGCAUUACCUUACAUAUUUAAGAAAAAUAGACAGUCCAAAUAUUUCUGAUACAUUUUCAAUAUGUAUAUAGAUAAUCCUGAAAUUUCAUGCUAUUAAGAAAUGUAUGUAAAUAUUGUACAAUGUCAUGUACAAGCGUACCUAAUGCACAUUUUAUCUUUUAUUGUACAAAAACAAAGCAGAAGAAGUGUACCAAUGUCUUGGUUUCUAUUCAGAAAUGCGGUUGCAUAUGGCCGCAUGCAUAGGAUAAAUAAGAAUACAGCCUAAAGCUUUUAUAUGAUGAACUGUAAGACGUGCUGUUUUUUUUUUUUUUUGUUCUUUUUUUUUUUUGUUUUCUUGUUUUUUUAAGGGAGCAGCAGUGGAACAGGCAUGAGUAUAUAAGUUCUCCAUUACGAAAGCCACUUCACACCAGUUAAGUGUUCAUUUGUAUUGGAAAAAACAAAAAGGACAAAAAAAAAAACAAAACAGAAUGAACUUUACCAGCAGAAAGUGUUCAAUGUUCCCCUAUGCAGGGUGGGAAAUGACCACCGGCCAGACCAAUGUUGGUAAAUAUUCAUCUGGUCCACCAGUAACCAUGACGGGAAAAUCAUGAUAUCUGGAGAUCCAGUUU
Messenger RNA from Toxotes jaculatrix (banded archerfish), 5859 nucleotides. Its product is annotated as methyl-CpG-binding domain protein 5-like. The record is from RefSeq and is a predicted model, not a curated record. Bases 571 to 4932 code for a protein of 1453 amino acids. Gene Ontology annotation, molecular function: chromatin binding; DNA binding. Lineage: Eukaryota; Metazoa; Chordata; Actinopteri; Toxotidae. The transcript is spliced from 10 exons. Gene Ontology annotation, cellular component: nucleus; chromocenter.